Penicillium digitatum Pd1 is the source of this 738-nucleotide messenger RNA. RefSeq lists its product as uncharacterized. The record is from RefSeq and is a predicted model, not a curated record. Gene Ontology annotation, biological process: attachment of spindle microtubules to kinetochore. NCBI's taxonomy places the organism in Eukaryota, Fungi, Ascomycota, Eurotiomycetes, Eurotiales, Aspergillaceae. Gene Ontology annotation, cellular component: DASH complex; spindle microtubule.
AUGUCGCUACUCAAUUCUCACCUAGAGCAGAUCACGCUUUCUUCCAAUGCUAUUGCCGACUUGCCGUUCCCUCCCCCACGUAUUUUUACCACUGCAUUGUUGGGCUCCCACGAUAUCACAGCCUUGAUCCGUGAUACAGAAGCCCACGAGCGAGCACUCUUCCAGGUUGACCCCUCUACCAAGGCCCAUGGAUCCCAAAGACGCGCUACACGACGCGGGACUAUGUUCCCUGCUGAGACCGAAAGGGAGUCAAUGGCAAGCCGCAUUUAUUCAGCACGGGACAACCGUAACCAGUCUGCAGUGGCAAGGGUACUGGGACAUGAUAUGAUGGAAGAGAUCAAGCGAUCAGCGGGUACCUCCACUAGAGGACCCCGCGGGGAGGUUAAUAUUGAAGUGCUCCUUCGCGGCGCCGAGAUCCUAUGCAAAGUUUAUCCGGUUGCGGGCGCACAGGAAAAGAUUGCCAACCUUCGCUAUCGGCAUGAGAUGAUCAGUGAGUCCAUAGCGCAGUUGGAAGGUCGGGUUGCAACAAACACUGCAGAACUGGAUCAGAUGAGACAUUCUUAUGAGGAUGAAGAUGAUUUUUCCCCUGCACCGGUGGCACAAUCAGAGGUCCCAGAGGUCACUGACGAGGAUAUUGAGCAAGAGUUGGCCGAAAUCCGAGUCUUGGAGCAGAGAAAGCGAAGGCUAGAAGAGCGGGUUACAGGCAUGGAUCGGGAUCUCGGUGGUUUGAUAGACUGA